AAAGCGUAUACUGUAGAUUUGGUGGUGAGGAAAUCAGCGACACGUUGCAGCGGCGGUUCACGACUUCAUCAAGCCUGAAGCGAACCUCCACGUGGUGCCGUGGGGGCUCCUUCACUCUCCCACGCGUUGGGUAGUCGUCAACAAAGCCAGCUCCAAGCGCGAGCUGGACCAUUCAUGUCCUCACCGUGCAUGCAUACCAGCAUAGUACCUCCGGGACGCCAAGAAAAGGGCAUGUGAAGAUGGUCGGCUCGGGGACUUGCGGGCAUUCUCGCUUUCGCGAAAUGGUGAAAAUUCUAUUCUGUAGUAUGCAUAGUGCAGAGGUCUUGAUCUCAGGUUUUAGUGCAAAAGAAUAGGAUCCACCGCCUCUUGCAAUCACUACACAACGAUGGCAAAGCUUUGAAGACACAAAAGUCAGAGGCCAACCAAAAGGACUAGACCAUGGAGAAAGGUUUGUUCUCACCCAAGGGGCAAGAUCCCCGCGCAAGCAGUAACAUUGUUGUUGUGAUCCUUAGCAAGCUGUCAGACUAUGCCGAGCACGUGAAAGUAUGCAAAGAUUCGUCUGUGUCUGCAAUCAAAGCACAGAUUCAUGGCAGUUGGGGCAUCCCACCAGAUCAACAACACUUGACUUUUGAAGGCCGCCUUCUAGCUGAUAAAGAAGUCCUUGAAAGCAUUGGAAUAGGUAACGAAAGUGAAUUGCAUCUCACCCUCACCUCACAGAAAACGAACAGCACCGACGAUUCCAUUAUUGUAUCCAUUGUUGGUUUGGACGAUAGCAGAAGCGUUCUGACGGUGCCUAGGACGGUAUCGGUUGCUCACUUGAAAGAGAAGUAUAAGUCGGAACGAGAAAAAGCGCAGUUCUACACGGAGAUUGAUCUCACUCACAUGGACGUUCUGCUGGAAGAUCAUUUGACUCUUGCGGAGUACAAGAUUGGUUACCAGACCAUCAGUACGAUUUUUGCCGCGUUUCGGUGUGUCAAGGAACCUAGUUCGAGGUCUGAUCGUACUGUAUCGGCGAUCAUCACGGGCAUCUCCAAGAGCAUCCCUUUGUCCCAGAAUCAAUCCUCCAAUCAGGCCGUCAGGAUCUUCUUCGAAGACUUGAGCUUUUCGACGACCAUUGUUGUCAAUGUGGACGCCCCUCUUGCGGACCUAAAGCAAAUUUAUUUGAAGUGCCUGCGAAGCAAUGAAACAUGUGCAAGAAUUGGCCGUUGGAAAGCAACCAGUUCUGCCGAGGAUGCAAAACUACGAAUCAGCAGCCUCCAGCCCAACUCAUUCUCAUUGAUGCACAACAAGCAAGUUGUGGAUGAAAGGAAAAGGGUCGGCGGCUUAGUCGAGUAUGGAACACCCACCCUAAGUGUCCACCUGAACACGAUGCAAAACAAGUGUCUACAGCAUCUGAUGGAAACAGCUAGAAGGUUUGCAGCGCAUCGAAAUGAUGCCCCUCUUUUGAAUGCAAUGAAGCAUGCAAGUUCCACUCUUACCGACAGCAGCAAAGUAGCACAGAGCCGGAUCUAUCACUUCCAUCAACUCAAGAGUUUGCAGACAGAGCAGACAUCCGAGGACAUGAAGAAGGCUACCAACUACACUUCUGAAAUUCUUCAGAAGAAACCAAGCGGAACACUGGGAUCGGAUCCGCUCAUUGUGGCGCAUGUCCUUGCUGCUUUGUGCCGCCAAAACCAAGAGGACAUCUUGUUCUACGACAGCAGCAAGGGUAUGCACUUACUUGAGUCUUCGGCUAGUAUCAACGAUCUUUUGGUUGCUGGCAGGUCCAUGGUGUUGAGGUUGGCGUCACUGAAAGGCUUGUUUGGAGUGUCUGAAGCACAAUCGGAGACGGAAGAGUUUCACAAGAUGGUGGAAAUGCAAGCGGCACUUCAGACGGGAGUUUCGCAUCCUCUAUUGGAGGACAUCAAGUUGAGGCUUGCCAGGUGCCUGGAAGUUGAAGCGUCGCGCAUUGUUGUUGCUAAUAUCUUCAAAGGAAGCGUCUGUGUGGAGUACACCGUCAACGAUUUGACGCUGCGCGAGAGGCACGCGAUUCUACAGCAAGAUACCAACGGUCGAUUGCAACGGGAAUUCAGAGAAUAUCUUGAGCUCAAAAUCCAUCCUUUGAUGUUCCGACCUGCAUUUGAUUUGGCCAUGUUUGAUCCUCUAGGCAACAAAUCUUUUGUUCGGGAGGGUCAGUCAUUCCAGGUCGGACCAUCAGGGUUCCAGAAGAUGUACAAGCAGCCUCAAGGCUGGACGAGGUUUGGUCUGAAAGUGCGAACAGAGGAUCCUCAGGGUGACAGAUGGCUGCAUCCUUUCCAAGAUCCUGGAAAUUGGUGGCGAGCUUUCCAUGGAACGUCUAAUGCUGGCCGAUACAUGGCAGGGGUUGACCGGCAGGAUCCCACACAAAUGGCCGAUGCAGCCAUGGAUGCAGCUGCACACAUUUAUACUGGCGGUUUCCACACGGCGCAUCAAGCUGCCUAUGGGCCUGGUGUCUACUGCUCGCCAGAUCCUGCUUGGCUUGCUAGAUCACGGCAUGUUGCAAUUGUUGGUUUAAAUAUCCAAGGUCAUUCACAACCGAAGCAGUUCAAGUGCAUGCUGCAGGUAGCGGUGCUGCCGGGAUCCGACACACUUGAGACUCGUAACGUCUAUUCCGAUUACAUUUGGUGUGUGAAGCAACCCGACCACAUUAGACCCUACGGAAUCUUGGUGAAGGAGGCGUGAAUGCAGCGGGGUUGUUGGAUGAAUAGAGCAGCUUUCGUACGGUUUGUUUUCGAGGAAAGACAUACCGCGUCAACAAGGCAUACGUCGAAGACGAGAAGUGGAAGAUAGGACACGAGAUUCAUUUUUUGUUGAUAUUGCAUGUUGAGGAACACUCUUGGUAUAGUAAUCUAUAGUAUUGGAAGGAAUGGUUGGCUCCGAGCAUUGAAAGGGCAACACCGCGGGACAUGCGAUAUAUUAGGCUGAAGAGUUUCCUGUGUUUUCUACCGUAGCGUACCGGAACGGAUACCGUGUGCCGGUACCGCUACUGGCCACUAUAGUUGUUGUUGUUUUUGUACAUAACAGUAUUCAUGCUAUUGAUAUGAUCUA
This is a messenger RNA of Seminavis robusta, 3066 nucleotides long. Lineage: Eukaryota; Bacillariophyta; Bacillariophyceae; Naviculales; Naviculaceae. The record is from the annotation of a GenBank genome assembly.